Arctia plantaginis is the source of this 1665-nucleotide messenger RNA. The record is from the annotation of a GenBank genome assembly. NCBI's taxonomy places the organism in Eukaryota, Metazoa, Arthropoda, Insecta, Lepidoptera, Erebidae.
AUGUGCAUGUGUAUAAAAGCGUCGCAUGCACAACCCUCAGCGUUCACAGCGAGUCAGAGCCACCGAAGGUACUCACGCAACAUGAAGGUCAUAAUCGUAGCAGCUCUCCUGGUGGUGUGCAAAGGAGCGUUUGGUGGUGUUCUGCCUGUAGCUGCACCGUACGCCUAUGCACAUCCUUUAGCUUAUUCAGCACCCUAUGCGGUUGCUCGGCCAGCUAUUGCACACCAUGUCGCAGCGCCAUUGGUCGGUGCCGUCGCCAAGGUGGCAGCACCUGUCGACGAAUACGAUCCCAAUCCCCAGUACUCCUUCGCUUAUGACAUUCAGGAUGCUCUUACCGUGCUUACGGUCACGAUGGCUCCCAAACGGGCAUUGUGGUCAGAAGACGAUCUGAUCGCAGCUGUUAGAGCAGUACAAAGAGGAACUUUGAGUACGUAUAAGGCUGCAGAGAGAUAUAAGGUUCCUAGAAGAACAAUCAGGAAUCAUCUGCAGUCUGGCAGUUUAAAGAAAAGUUUGGGACGUAAACCUAUAUUAAAUGAUGAAGAGGAAGCUCAACUUGUGCAAAGGAUAAUCCGGUAUUCUGAAAUGGGCUUGCCGGUGACACCAAGAAUAUUGCGUCGAUUGGUAUAUAAAUAUUGUGAGCAAAAUAAUAUAAAACACAAUUUUAAUGAUGAGGGCAAACGCGCAGGCAAAGAUUGGUUCAAAGCGUUCAUGAAAAGACACCAUGAAAUAUCCGUAAGAAAAGCGCAAUUCAUGAACCCAGCUAGAGCUCAAAAGCUAAAUAAAUUUAUCGUUGAUGACCAUUUUAAAAAACUGAGAGAUAUCUACAAUAAAUUUGACUUAUAUGAUCAUCCCGAGAAAAUUUAUAAUAUGGAUGAGAAAGGAUGCCGUCUCACUAUCCACCACCAGCAAAGUGUUUUGGCCAAAAAAGGGGCUAAAAGGGUUCAUUUGCAGGCUUCUGAGCAUGCUGAAAGCGUUACCAUCGCAGGAUGUGUUAAUGCUCUUGGCACAACCAUACCACCUAUGGUCAUAUUUAAGGGAAAACGUUUGAAACCAGAAUUGUACGAUAAUUUGCCUCAAGGAUCUUUAGUAGAAAAAUCAGCAAAGGGGUAUAUGACCAAUGAACUUUUCAAAAUAUUUUUAAAACACUUGUCUAGAUACAAAAGCCAGGGACCAUGCCUUUUGAUAUUCGAUGGAGCAGCAUGUCAAUUAGAUCUUUCCAUAGUCGAUAUAUCCGAUUCACUUGGCAUUAAUUUGUACUGCCUACCUUCAAACACAACCCAUGAAUUACAGCCCCUCGACAAAGCCGUAUAUCGAUCAUUCGAGCACCACUGGGAUGCUGAAUUGUUAUCAUUUUUGGACCAAAACAGAGAUAAAAAACUCACUAAAGCACGCUUUAACAUCAUUCUUUCAAGCGUUUGGUCUAAAUGUAUGACACACAGCAAUUUCACGAGUGGCUUUAAAGCGACUGGCUUGUACCCCUUCAACCCACAGGCCAUACCAGAAACAGCUUUUGCCCCUUCCAUUUUAACGGAAGCUCCUGCACCAGAUGGUGCACAAGAAAACGCACCAGCUCUCGAACAUCCUCAUGCACAAGCUUCAGAAUCCGGAGAUACAACACCGUCUAUUUUAUCGGAAGCCCCAACGCCAAGAGAAACGCCAAGAUGA